GAGGAAAAUAUUUGACAUUUCUCCAUUUGUAAAAACUAAAACUUCUGACAAGUUUGUUAUUCUGUUUCAAGCUCUGUUCGCCUGAUAUGCCUAAAUAAUGUGUUUUAUUCUCUUUGAUUAAAGGUAAAAAAGAUUGGAUUUGUGUGGACUCAAAUUGUGUUUCAUGAAAACAAUGUGGGUCCUUGGGAAGAUUAGAGAGAGCGUCGAGAGCAUUCCCCAAGAGGUCAGUCGUUACUUGGGAAAGAGUGAGGAAGAUGUCUUUAUCUCUUGCAAGACCAGCCUCUCUCACAAUCUGCACAACAACAUCCUCACCCCAGACAAGAUCCCAGAGUUCUGCCUGCCCCCGCGGCUCUGCAGGAGAAGCCCUCGGCUGGAAGCAGACACAACCCCACCUCGCCAGCACAGAGAGAACCAGAGAGCCAAGAGCAGCACUUCUUCAAACACUACACAUGUAAAGAUGAAGGAUGCAAAGACAAGGAAUGCUGACGCCUCAUUGGCUUGGGAGGCGACAAAGAAACCUUUGCCGUUCUCUGCAGAGGGGUAUGGGCUGGCUGGGAUGUAUGAGAGUCCCAACACUCGGAGGAAAGAGUCUUUGUUCCACUCAAAGUUCCCCGUUUACAUACUUGACAGAAGCAUUCCUACUGCAGCACCCAGGCUGGCAAAGGAGACAAACCUGUCCACGAAAAUGCUAUCUAAGUUUUUCCCCAAGUUUUCAUGCAGGAGUUUGUCAGGGACAGGAAGCAGAGAAAGUGAAACACCUUCUUCCAGUGACUCUUCGCCCCUAAGUUCCCCUUAUAGUGCUAGAUCCUCCUUCUACAUCCCAUCGGGCAGUGGUCGUCUUACAGGGGCAACAUCCUAUCCUUUGCUAAGUGACAACAGCGAGGAAAGAAGGAAGUUGAAGAGAGGGCUUUUAAGUUUACAAACCUCUCCCAGUAGCCCUCCCAGCUCAGUGGGAAACGCACUCACCCUAGCCCCACCUGUCCUCUUCCCACUGGAUGUUCUGCAGUGCCAAGAGAGACUUCAACGUGAGCACGUCCUCCCUUUACAGGGCAGUGGCAAAGUGCGCCUCUCCGCUGAGAGCCGCACAUUCUCCACCAACACGUUCCCAUCCCUUUCCACAGUCAGAGUUCGCGUGGUGUCUGUGGAAGGCUUACGGCACGACACUAACCGACAAACUCUGAACUGUGCAGUGAAUCUGUGUCUGACACCGGGGAAGCAGCAGCAGCAGAAGAGCGCCACCAUCAGGAACUGCAGCAACCCUGUGUUUAAUGAGGAUUUCUUCUUCACAGAGCUGAGUCAGGAGGAUCUGCUGGAACUGCAGCUGAGAUUAAAAGUGGUGGAUAAAGCUGCAGCAGGAACACUGAGGAGGGGGACAGUGAUGGGGGUGAUCACCAAACCACUGUCUCAGUUACUUCCUCUUAAUAACUGGGUGCAAGAAUAGACAUUUCCCUUUCAACACUUCGAUAACCAUUUUGUGUAAUAGUGAAAGCCUUCUUCAGUACUGCUUCUACUUUUCAAAUUUUUAUAAUAUUACUAGACUAAAAUAUGAAUCGCUGGUUUUAUCUGACUUAAUAGGCUUAUGACAGAAAUCACACAUCUCCUUUAAAAAUAAGAUACAGAAAAAGUAUAUUUUUUGUAACGGAAAAAGUCAUUUUUCCUUAGUCGAUCCACAAACGAAAACUGGAAAAUUAUUUUCUCAUCGUGCAAGUAGUCUACGGGCCAGUUGUUUUAGUUUAUUUUGUAAACUGCUACUUGGAACAGCUGAUUUGCAGUAGAUAGUGUAGGUCCAGGUGUGCCAUUAAAAAAGUUAACAUUAUUUGUCAGGGGGACACUUUGCAAAUGUUACUGAUCCUACACAGGCCUAAUGCAUGAAUAUAUAAAAAAUAUACCAGAUGAGGCAAACAUGGUGUACCAGGCUGUCAAGUUUAUUUUUCCUAAUGAUAGCCUUUUCUUAAAACGUUCGAUCUUUGUCUGAGUAGUUACAUAAGAUAAUGAUCCUUUACUCGUCCCACGACGGGGAAUUUUGAAGGUGGCUUCAUGCAUGAAAUUAAUAAAGGUCAUAGCUGUGUUUGGAUAUUAUCAGCGCCGUGGAAUGAGAGUCGUGACAACGGAAGUCCAAAAUGGUUGCACAUCACGUGACUCACGUAGACUUCAGAUAAUUCCCGGAAGUUCUUGUCGCACAAUUUAAAUCCAUUAUUCAGAGCGACAGAAACGUAAUUUUUGGUAAUUAGUAGUCAAUAAAUGUAUUGAUUUACAAUAAAGCAGACCGACAUGCCUAUGUAGUUACUCUAUGUAGAUAGUCAAUAAGUUUUCUUAGAUCAUAAAUAAUCAUAAAUAAAAAUACACUAACAUGCUUUAAAGCGCAUUUAUAUUUGAUUCAGAUGUGCUGAUGAUGUACAAUCUGAUCAU
This is a messenger RNA of Scophthalmus maximus (turbot), 2409 nucleotides long. Its product is annotated as C2 calcium-dependent domain-containing protein 4C. Lineage: Eukaryota; Metazoa; Chordata; Actinopteri; Pleuronectiformes; Scophthalmidae. The transcript has a single exon. Bases 164 to 1441 code for a protein of 425 amino acids. The record is from RefSeq and is a predicted model, not a curated record.